UACAUUAAAUUCCGGCCAGCUUCCUCGUUGAUGAUCAAAUUGGAGAGGAGUUUCGCCGGGCUAGGAACUGACCGCCCGCCUGUCCUUUGACCAAUUCUGCUCCUAAUUGAUAACAAGCACGUGAACAGCAUUGAUGGGAAGAAAGGGGUGGGAUUAAAGGGACACUGUUUUACCUUGUUCACCUUCACAGCGCACCUCCAUGCACUUGGAACACCUUUAGGGUUUAUUUUAUUGUUUUUGUGGUAGUCUAUUGUGGUGUAUGGUUUAUCUGUUUAACCAAGCAUAAUCCAACCAUUCUCUCUCCUCACGGCUCGCCGCUCUGCUGUCUGUUAUUUUGACACCAGCUCUGACCUCGACCACCACAGACCCCAGUUGAUUUUCUUUGCUUUGGGGGAAAACCAUAGCUUAUCGCUCCUGGAGACCACGACGGAGAACGGGCAACCUCCAGAGGAAAGUUUAAGCAUGAGUACGAAAGGCGAUGACCACAACAACAACAACAAUAACGAGGAAGAGGUCCGCACACUUUUUGUCAGUGGUCUUCCCAUGGAUAUUAAACCACGAGAGCUGUACCUACUUUUUCGGCCUUUCAAGGGAUAUGAAGGGUCACUGAUCAAACUCACUUCAAAACAGCCAGUUGGUUUUGUAACAUUUGACAGCCGAUCUGGAGCUGAAGCAGCAAAGAAUGCAUUAAAUGGUAUUCGAUUUGAUCCUGAAAAUCCUCAAACUCUCAGGUUGGAAUUUGCGAAGGCAAACACGAAGAUGGCCAAAAGCAAGCUAAUGGCUACGCCCAACCCCACAAACAUGCACCCUGCCUUGGGAGCACACUUCAUUGCACGGGACCCCUAUGACCUUGCAGGAACAGCACUCAUCCCUGCAUCUCCAGAGGCCUGGGCUCCCUAUCCACUGUACACAACAGAACUGACCCCUGCCAUCCCACAUGCUGCGUUCACCUACCCCGCUGCUGCUGCUGCAGCUGCUGCACUUCACGCUCAGAUGCGCUGGUACCCUCCAUCUGAAGCUUCUCCGCAAGGAUGGAAGUCCCGUCAGUUUUGCUAAGUAUUUAACUACUCCAAUUCAACGAUUAGCAUUUCUCCAUGGAGCAAUAGUCAAGGACAGACUGGAUUUUGUUUUGAGGGUCAUUGGUUGAAGGAGAUGUUGAACAACUGCUUCAUUUUCCUCUGCACUGGAGCAGUCGCUGGCCUGUGGAUUAAAGAACUUUUGGUGAACUUUCAGGUGGGAGAACCUGUAAGCUGUCAGUCUGAUCAAUCCAUCUGGUGCAAGGACCAACUUCAAAAUGACACCACUGCUGUGAAACUUCAGAAUUUAAGGUUGACAUUGAUGGAACUGAAUUACAAAGACCAACGUGGAAUGCUGGUGGUCGUCUUGUAAAAUUUUCAUUUUGUAAAUGUCUCUAUAUAGUUUCACCCACAUCCCCAUCCUUGUCCUUUCUCCCCAUCUGUCCACAUUCCUGUUGAUCAUGUGUCUCCAACGUGUGAAGAUGGUUCUACAAAGCGCAAUUACUCUCCCAAUUUGUAACAUUCUUCAGUGAAGGAGCCUCCUUGACACUGCCGUUGGAAGGCUUGGUUUAUUUUUAGGAUGUCCACCUGUAUAUUGAAGUUCUUGCAGCCUCUGUUCUAUUGCCCUGGCUAGUUACCGUGCCUCCUGGAGAACCCAUCUUGCCAAAUAUCAGCUGUUCCUGUUAAAAGUAUUUUGAACAAUAUUGAGUACAAGUAUUUUUGUACUGGUGUAAUGAAGAAUAUUUAUGCAUCAAGGAUUUUUUGUGCAAUUAAAAUUGUAAUCUGUAUUAUAACUUAAUGUUAGUUCAGUUGAGUUUGGAAAUGCUGAAUAUAGCUCAAUGGUAGUUUAAAAGUGCAAUUGUAUUGUGUUUUUUGCUUACUUUUGCUGUUAAGUACUUAAAGUAUUAGAAGUGUGAUUGCAAAGCUUGUACAAGGACUGCAAGAUUUUGAGAUGCAAUUUGCUGAUCCUUCUAGAAUGUGAAACUCGAUUAUAAAAGAUGAUGAUAAAAA
Molecule: messenger RNA, 2027 nt
Organism: Mobula hypostoma (lesser devil ray)
Lineage: Eukaryota; Metazoa; Chordata; Chondrichthyes; Myliobatiformes; Myliobatidae
Product: RNA-binding protein with multiple splicing 2
Exons: 8
Coding region: 463-1056 (197 amino acids)
Molecular function (GO): mRNA binding; protein homodimerization activity
Source: RefSeq, a predicted model, not a curated record